Messenger RNA from Brassica napus (rape), 1551 nucleotides. RefSeq lists its product as uncharacterized. NCBI's taxonomy places the organism in Eukaryota, Viridiplantae, Streptophyta, Magnoliopsida, Brassicales, Brassicaceae. Gene Ontology annotation, molecular function: zinc ion binding. The coding region runs from base 1 to 1551 and encodes 516 amino acids. The transcript has 4 exons. The record is from RefSeq and is a predicted model, not a curated record.
AUGGUGUUAGAAACGCAAAAGCAACAGUUUGCUAAGCUUUGGGACUAUGAGGCAGAGUUAAUUAGGUCCAACAAUGGGAUUACAACAUAUAUUGUGACUAUUGAAAAAGAAGGCAGACAAGUCUUUGAAAGCUUCUACAUAUGUUUUGAGCCGUUAAGAAGAACUUGGAAGCAGUGUUGUCGGCCUAUAAUUGGCCUUGAUGGAGCAUUCUUGAAAUGGGAAUUGAAAGGAGAGAUACUAUCGGCAGUUGGUAAAGAUGGAGAAAACAGAAUCUAUCCUAUAGCAUGGGCUGUCGUCAGAGAGCAUAGGAAUUGUGCGAAGAAUGUGUAUGCUAACUGGAAAAAUAAGUAUGGAGAUCUAGACUACAAACCCUACUUCCGGAAUGUGGCGUAUAGCAAAACAGUGGGAGAGUAUGACCUUCACAUAGCUGAACUCAAAGCAUUUGACUCCAAGGCUCAUGAUGAUCUGUUGGCUGUUGAUCCCAACACUUGGUGUCUUGCUUUCUUCACUGGAAAUGCGAGAUCUGCGCAUGUUUGUAACAGUUUAUCAGAAAGUUUCAACAAGACUAUAAAGGGUGCAAGAGAACUGCCUUUGAUUAACAUGUUGGAAGCAAUUAGAAAACAGGCUAUGACGCGUAUCUCUCGCAGAUUCAACAUAGCUAGAGCCUGCAUACUUCCUUUCCCCAAGAAGGUUGGAGAUGUAUUGGAAGCUCAUAGAAAAGAGAGCAGAUAUUGUAUUAUACGUAUAAGUUCAGACAACUUGUUUGAAGUGGAGCUAUACGGUUGUUCAUGUGAGGUCUCUAUUCGUUUGCGAAAUUGUGCAUGUAGAGGUUGGGACCUCACAUGGAUUCCUUGCUCUCACUCAAUAGCAGUUAUCAAUGACCGUCACCAACAGCCAGAGAGCCAUGUAGAUGACUACUACAAGACUACAGUUUGGAGGCAGACUUAUGAAUCCAAUAUAAAACCAGUUAAUGGAGAGUUAUAUUGGGCAAAAACUGGCAAAGAACCUAUUGGAGUUCCAGGAUCCAGAAAGAUGCCAGGAAGACCUAAGAAGAAGAGGAUAAAGGCAGCACACGAGUCUCCUUCGAAACCCAACAGAGUGACACGAGGUAGCAGGAACAUGACGUGUAGCAACUGUAAGCAGGGUGGACAUAAUCGUGGGACUUGUAAGAAUGAAGCCUAUGUGUUCCAAGGUCCACCACGCAAAAGAGGAAGACCUCGAAAAGUACCUGAUAAUGGAAAUCCAAAUCCGCCAAAGAGACGUAAGACAAGUCUUUCUCAACCUUCCAAUCGACCAGUUACACCUAACCUAUCCCAAUCUUACAAUGCACCUUCAUCUACUGCACCUCAGCCAGCAACACUGUCACAAGCUCAGUCUCAACCAACAUCAUCUACGUGGCUCCUGGUCGUGGGCAUGGACGGGGUCGUCGUGGUCGACCUCCUGGAAGAGGACAAGCCCGAAAGGUGGUUGUGCCAAGAGGCCAAGGCGUUUACAUGUGCCCCUUCUCGGAUCGAGUGUUCGAAUGCUUUGGUUCUACUUCAAGAGAGAUAG